Molecule: messenger RNA, 745 nt
Organism: Lolium perenne
Lineage: Eukaryota; Viridiplantae; Streptophyta; Magnoliopsida; Poales; Poaceae
Source: RefSeq, a predicted model, not a curated record
AGUCGCUGUGGCGCCGCUUCUGGUUCUACGCCAAGGAGUACACUCCCCCCGGCGAGGUCUGCAUUCCUCAGUACAGCCCCGAGCCAAGCAUCCCGCGGCGCCUCAAUGUCCGGUCGCUGCCGCGCGAGCAGGAGGAGGUGGUGAAGGAGAUGCGCCAAGCGAUCCAGGCGCUGAAGGAUAACGGCCUGACGGCGGUCGAUAUGUACAACUGUUGGCUCGGCCGGCGGCUGAUCCCCCUGCGGUGCCGAGCUCACCCCAUGUGGGAAUACCGGGGGCAGAACGACCGCACUCGGUCGACAGCGACCGAAUGGGACGAGGGCGAGUACCGGAAGGCGCUCGCCAAGAUCACCACUGCCACCUUUACCUCCUUCGAGGACGGCUUGCAGCCCUACUCCGAAGAUACCCCGGCGCCUCAGCGCUGGCAGAAGAUCGCUGAUCACCUCCCCCCCCCUCGCCGGGAAGGAGCCACCGGAGAUGACCGAAGGCGAGGAGGAAGAGGUCGACGACGAGGAGGAGCGCACCGAGUCGGAUUCCGAGGCGCGGGACUUCAUCAGACUCCCGCGCGGGUCGAAGAGGGGUACCGAGUCCUCAUCCCAGGGCGCAGCUGAAGAGGAGGCGACCUCUCGCCCGGAGGGCAAGGCGGAGCCUUCCAAGGAAGGGGCCGAGCCGCUAUCGAAGCGACUACGCCCCACUCUCCUGGAAGGGUCCAUGAGGCUUCAGCGCCCCUUGAAUGAUGCGAUUGACG